AUGGCUGCGAAAUUAUUAUCACUCCUCCUCCUUAUUGCUGCUGUAGUGACAGCAGAUGAAGAAGCAUCAGUUGCAAGAUUGUUAGUAUCCAAACAAGUACUAAACAAAUAUUUGGUAGAGAAUUUGGAUAUUCUCGUGAAGUACACACUCUACAACGUCGGAACUGCUCCUGCGGUAGACGUUAAGCUUGUGGAUAACGGUUUCCAUCCUGAAGUGUUUGCAGUUGUUGGUGGACAACUCACUGCACAUAUAGACAGGAUACCCCCCCAAACUAAUGUGUCGCAUGUAGUCACUGUGAGAUCAAACAGAUAUGGCUACUUCAACUUUACUGCUGCAGAGGUUACAUACAAGUCUAGUGAAGAUGCUACUGAGGUACAAUACUCUAUAAGCAGUGCUCCAGGCGAAGGCUUGAUCGUUGCAUUUAAAGACUAUGAUCGCAAGUUCUCUUCACACAUUAUGGAUUGGGUUGCAUUUGCCGUUAUGACUUUACCGUCACUUGCCAUUCCCUUUGGACUGUGGUACUCCUCAAAGAGCAAAUAUGAAAAACUCGCUAAGCCCAAGAAGACACAUUAG
Molecule: messenger RNA, 573 nt
Organism: Parnassius mnemosyne (clouded apollo)
Lineage: Eukaryota; Metazoa; Arthropoda; Insecta; Lepidoptera; Papilionidae
Source: the annotation of a GenBank genome assembly